Molecule: messenger RNA, 21861 nt
Organism: Branchiostoma belcheri (Belcher's lancelet)
Lineage: Eukaryota; Metazoa; Chordata; Leptocardii; Amphioxiformes; Branchiostomatidae
Exons: 141
Coding region: 53-20926 (6957 amino acids)
Biological process (GO): cell-matrix adhesion
Molecular function (GO): calcium ion binding
Source: RefSeq, a predicted model, not a curated record
AAGAAGAAGAGCUGACUAAGAGGUGGUUAGAUUGCGAUCAGCCUCUCUGAGGAUGACUCGCGUCAAGUUGAAGGACGGGCUGGAUCUACUAGCAGCCCUCAUACUGCUUACUGUGGGACUCGGCAACGCGACAGGCCAGCUACUCACGGUCAAACACCUGGACGGAGACGUGUUGAAAGAUGGGGAGUACAACCGUGUGGAACUACUGGUGAAGGCAGGCGGGGACACAAUCCAGGCCGGGAGUUAUGGCAUAGAUCUGUACCUUUCCACGGACUCGGAUUUGGACCCCUCCAGCGACAGACUCUUGAUGAGUCAAGAGCAGACGCCUGAGCUCCUGAAUGACUGGCUGGUGGACCUGAGUCAGCCGGACGUGCUGGUGGAGUCUGGGGACUGGACACAGCAGGAGAGGGAUGGGCUGUGUGGACAGUCUGACCAUGCUCGCCUUAUUGUCCACAUACACAACAUCACUGCUGACCUUGUCCUUGAUGAAGAGCAUUCUCAACCAGUCAAGAUCAUCUGUGAAGGAGAUUACGCUGGACUGUCCAAGGCCAGCGUGUCCCUCGGUCCCAAUCGCCGUCUGCACGUGGACACCGACAUCGUCCUGACCGUUGACGUCACCGUGCACAACUUCAACAUGGAGCCAUUUCCAGCCGGACAGGACAACUUCCAGCUAGAAGUGUACGUCAACGAAGGGGCAGAACCAACAGACUCACUGGUCAAGAUCUCCACCGCAGUGCUGUGGUACCCUCCUGAGGCCUUCCUCCCUCUACAACCAGGGAGCAGCAGGUCGUUGAAGGGGGUACAGGUCAGAGUUCGUCUCCCGGGAAAUCAAGCCGUUGGGAAGGAGUACUUCAUGGUGAAGGUGGUGCCGCCGGUCGGGACAUUAGAUGACGUCGGGAACGACUUUGCUGUCGCCAAUCAAACCGGACUGAUUGACAGCAACACAGGAACCAGCAAAUACCAAGCUGCAGUGGUGAGAUCCUUCAGUGUGGAUCCUGUGGUGUUCCUGGCUCAUGAUGUUCAGGUGGACAUCAAUGCAGAGGUUGACGUGACUGUGGGCUCCAGUGCACAGCAGGUCAACGUGGAGGAAGUCAAUCCAUCGUACACCGCAACCCUGUACUGGGCCAUGAGCCAGGAAACAGACGCCUACAAGAUUGACUCAGGCGUUGCCCUGGUGGUGAAUGGCUACCAUGUACCGAGCGGGGAGGGGCCCGUGACUCACACCAUCGAGCGGACGGGGACCAUCGCCGUACCGUCUGACCCAAAGUUCUGCGGCAGCGUGUACGCCAUCCUGGUCGCUGACUCUGAGAACUCCCUGACGGAUCCAGACAGAGCUGACAACAUAGCAGCCAUCCCUGUGCUGAUUCAGUGUAGCUCAUCAGAUGUGUUCUCCGUGACAGGCCUGUCUGUGUCUGGACCCUCCAUGUUGUGGGAAGGUGUGGAGACAACCCUGACAGUAGACUUCCGCGUGGCGUGUGCAAGACCAUCGUGUGACAUCUCAGCCAGUACACCUCAAGAUACAUUUGUUCUUGACAUCAGAGAUAUAAUGGACCUUCGUGUGGACACCAUGUCAAUGCUGACCCUUACCCCCGGAAUGGCCACCCCGUUCUCUGCCACCAUACACGUGACUGCUACUGACAGGAAGAUUCUCCACCAGUCUGAUAUCCAACAUUACAAGUUCAAGUUCUUCUUGUCCAAGAACCAGAAGUUUGAUUCAGCUAAGGAUGUGGAGGUUCCCUACAUCAUGCCUCUCUGGAUGAGGGGUAUUCUGGGAGAGGGAGUUGAUGGAACUAAUGUUGAAACUGCAUUAUUUGAUGCAUCUGGAAUAUUCAUACCAAAGACUGGAUAUGAGGACUUCUGUGGUGAUGUAUAUGUGAGCAUUCUUCUGGACACCUAUGAGGCGGACCCAUCGGACACUGUGAUUGGCCAGUACAAGGAGGGAUCAGAAGCCAACAAUGCCUACACUACACUGGUACACAUGGACUGUCCACCUCCACCAAGUUCUUUCCCAAACCCCAAACUUGUUCUGUCCGAGCCAACGUUCCACCAUGACUACAAGCUCAUCCCUGCUCCCUUCUCUGUGACAUUUGACAUCACCGUCACCAACAAGGGCAUGACAACCACCCAACAGGGGAUCUCCAACUUCGAACUCAGAGUCUACUACUCAGAUGAUGAUGACCUUGACCCGGCAUGGGACAUUGCCUUUGACAUUGACUUUGGUCCUGAUGUAGUGAAGAAAGCUGCUCGGCUGGAGCCAGGGGAGUCCAUGGCACUUAGAGGAUUGUCAGCGACUGUAGAUCCAGAGUUGAGUCGCCCGAGAUGUCUGCAGCUGGAAUCUCCACACCUGUUCCUGGAGGUCCUGCCAGAAGACAGCACCCUGCCAGGGUACCUCAUCCACACUGUGUCUGUACCACUCAGGAAGAUGUGUGAUGCAGUUGACAUCUCCAUAGAGGACUUCAACCUUGACGAUGGUCCUGAGAUCACAGCGGGGACACCGAAGGUGUUCAACCUGCGCACACGUGUCUCUGCUGCAGGGCAUGCUGUCCUGUACCGCUACAGCUACCAGUUCUACCUGUCUCACGAUCAGAUGUUGGAUCCAGAGGAUAUAGAGAUCCCCCAUGAGCCAUCCAGCACAGACCACACACAGCUGAACCUGGAGAUCUCAGGCCUGACCUACCACACACUCCAGCACAGCUUCGGGGGAGUGGAGGGGCCACUCACUAUAGAUCAGUACUAUCCAUACGUUGGACACUACUGUGGUUGGACGUACCUUGGGGUAGAGGUCAGAGUUCAAGAAGCCAGUGUCGACGACCUCCGACCUUAUAACAACAUUCAGUUGAAGAGGAUCUUUCUCCAGUGUGAUGGCGAUGGACUGGGCCUUAGUGAUGUGACCUUUGACCCUUCACCUGCAAGGUACUAUGCUGCGGAUGUAGAGGUCAAUGCCAAGCUGACCUUCACAGUCACCAACCUGAUGGGCACUAGGGACAUUCCUGACGUCCAGGGUGAUGAGGUCAACUUCCACCUCAAGGUUUACCUGUCGGAUGACCUUGUGUUUGAUGGAGGGGAUGAGGAGCUGCCCCAGACUGUGUUAGGUCUGAGUGAGGAGCACAUACAGAUGAUGAGAGCAGGGCUGGCCAGAGACAACUCCCUCCACUUCAGGGAUGUCCCAGUAACAUUCACACCAACGGCAGACAUGUGUUGGAAGACCCAUCUCCUGUUUGCUGUAGUGAGGGGAGCAGGACUGGAUAUUGCAGAUGCAGUAGACGCCAAUAACUUCAGAGCCAUCCCUUUUCAUUGCUAUGGGUCAGACCCAGUCACAGACAUCAGUGUUGACUCCUUCACCUUGGACUCUGCCCCGGAUCCUAACACAGGCGGGGCUGGCAGCUUCAGUCUGAUUACAGAUGUUGUACUUGGUGACCUAGAGGCCAUCACAGGUGACCCCGUGUUUGGCAUGGAGUUCUACCUGUCCAACGAUGACACCCUGGACCCAUCAGACCUGCCCUUACACUACAACAUCACGGCACAGAUGUCAGCUCUGAGUGACAACAUCACUGCAGAUGGACAAAUUACCUUGGAUGCAGGCAACUUGCUCUAUAUACAGAGGGGGUCCAGGUUCAACCGCCAUAAAGCCAUCCCAGUGGUCACAACCUUUGAGUUCCCUGACAGGGAAGGUGAUCUGAGGUUCCAACAAAUGAACCAGGGCGAUGAUGUGACGUUCAGUCAGGUCUCUGGGAUGGUGGAGAUUCCCAGUUAUGCCUGUGAAGCCAACGUGGACCACUUGUUUGUGUCUGUGGAGGGGAAUGACCAUGUCCAGGACCAUGUGGAAGAGAACAAUGUGGCAGGGACCAGGAUAGCUAUUGACAUGGACUGCUCAGACCCUGACUCUGUGGACCUUGCAACAACCAAUUUCACACUGGACCCGAACAAUGAAAUCCAGUUAGGGCAUGCAAAGGGUUUUGUCUUGAGCGUGGACAUUAUGGUGACAGGUUCAGCAGGAUGGCUGCAGGGGCAGGUGCCAGAAGGACUGUCCUACCAGCUGUACAUCAGGAAGAACACUGAUGAUGACGGAGCUCUGUCUCAGUGGAAGAGGAUCUCCUACAACAGACAGAAGGUGUCACUUCUGCAAGAGGACACCAGGGAGACAAGGACCAACCUGGACUUUGGUGACACGGAGGGAUUUGUCCUUCCCAUCUAUGACUACCUGCCGUACUGUGGGCCAGACAGUGCCAUCAAAGUGGUGAUGGAUGACUCACGGGUGGUGGAGGAGACGGAUGAAGGAAACAAUGAGAGAGUGGUCGACAUCACGGUCCAAUCUGACGUGUGCACUUCUGAUAAGAAAGAGUUCAGUGUUGUCACCUUCGAGCUUGCUGAUGAUGCAGACACCAUCGACAUCGGGGACACGGCACAGUAUGACCUGACUGUGGCUAUCAUGCUGGGAGAUGCAGCCUCUCUGUCUGCUGGCACUGCACAUUUUGGGUUCAAGUUGCUCCUGUCUCCUGAGAUGAGCACCAGUCACCAGGAUGCAGAGGAGCUGGACCCUGUGACUUACACAGCUGAGCAACAAAGUGUUCUUCAAGCUGCCUACAGUGCAGGGUAUGAGGAGGUUGACCUGAGUGGAGAGUACACCUUCUCUGACGACCGGUUGGCCACGCUGAAGAAGUUCUGUGACCAGUCCGUGUAUCUAGGUGCAGAGCUGACAGACAUCAGCCAGGAAACCGAGUCUGGGUCCGUUCAGAACAACAUUGGAUGGUGGAAGGUGGUCUUCACCUGCAAUGGAGCUGGAUAUGAGUUCACCGACGUCACCAACUUUGCCGUGCCUCAGACUGAUAACGUCAUCUAUGAGGAGGUUGCCACUGACAUGACCUUUGAUUUCAAGGUCACCAACUUGGGCUCCAUGGUACCUGACUCAGCUGGCAGACAGACUAACAUUCCCCUGCAGGUGUUGCUGGUGGGAUCAGAUGGAGUGACUUUACAAGUGGUGGAAACUGAGGUGUCCUUCAGUCAGGAGCAGGGCCAUGGAAGGAAGGCCUUAGCUCACAACACUCUCACAGAGUUUACAGGGGUGCAUGCAGUGUUUGAAAUCCCAGAAGGUCUGUGUGCUGAUACUGCGCAAAUCUGCAUCAGCUACAACAACUCAGCCCUACCUGACUUUGAUGACCAGUAUCCCGACGACCACACUGGGUGUGUUGAGCUGAACACAGGGCAAAACCCUCGAACCAACUGUGACAGGGAUCUAGCCGUCGUCCCAGACUCCUUCACUCUCCAACCUCACAACACCAGGUUAGUCUGGAGAGACACCGACGCCGUCGUGACCUUUGGCCUGUCCAUCGUCAACAAUGGCCGUCCGUUACUGGCCCACGGUGACGGCAGGCUGAACCUGGGGCUAGAACUCUGGGUCUCGCAGGACGACACUUUGGACACUGACGGCGACGUAGAUUUAACGGCUGUGGUGACUUACGGUGUAGAAAAUGAGAGAGUGCUGGCAGGCGACAUUGUUGAAGGGCAGACUGUUGACAUUGUGUCAGCCAUGGCGACUAUCAACAUUCCCAGAGCAACCUGUGAGCAGGCCCAGUAUAUCUGUGUCAGAUAUACCGAAGGAGAGAACUUGCCCAUACCUAUCCGUGACCAGGACAGUACCAACGAUGGAGUCUGCAUUCCUUGGACAGACGUACUUGACUGCAAUAGGGACACCAUCGACCUUGUUCCAAGGCUGCUGCAACUGAGUAACAUCUACGGGGAGAGUGUCCUGUACGAGGGAAUCCCGCGGGACUUUGUGUUCAUCCUGGACACGGUGAUCACGGGGUCCACCGUGUACAACUACAGCGCUCACCCCUUCUCUAUCAACUUCUACCUGUCUGAGGACGACACAGUGGACCACACAGACUUUGAGUUUGCCUACAUGUUUGAAGACACUGCCAUGUCUGAGCUGGACCAGGUACUGGGCCCUGCUCCUCAGGCCGCUGACCCAGACGCUGACCCUGUCCAGUCCUUCACCUUCGACCUGAGUGGACAUCAGCUGACCAUCCCUGCCCUGGGCACUGAGACAAAGUACUGUGGGGACACCUACCUGAUUGUGGUGGUCGAUGCAGAUGGCAUACUGAGUGAGCAGUAUGAGAACAACAACCAACUCACCAUUCCCAUCCAGUGUUUCUGCCAGAAAGACUUGUACCACGUGAUAGGAGCAACCCUCCACCUGAACCCCCCUAAUGUACAGCGGUACAUCUGGGCAGACUCUAGUCUGGAGGUCACCCUGGAUGUACUGCUGCAGUACCGGGGUGCCAGGGACCUGGGAGUAGCUUCACCAAACUCAGAGAACUUCCUCCUCAAGCUGUAUGCGAGCAAUGACAGAAUGUACAGGGACGGAGAGGACACCAACCUCAGUCCCUUAGACGGGUGGACUCUGCCAGUGGAGUAUUACAAGCCCAUCAAAGCAGGACAAACCAUCCAUCUGAGGGGGGUGAAGGGUUCUCUCAGAGGCGACAUGUUUGAUAAGGUGGUCUGCUCCAUCACCAGGCAUUUCCUGUUGCGGGUACAGAAAGGACCGAUGGUGCCUGAGCAGGAAACUGUCAUAGACAACAACGUCAUUCCUGUGGAGUUUCCACCUGCCUUGUGUGUGGAGGAAGAUUAUCGUGAUCUGGCAGUGAAAAGGCUUCAUAUCCCUGAAGUCAUUCAUCCAAAUGGCCAAAUCCUGGCAAGGAUCACUGCUUCUGUCAGCAAAGAUCCCUCCGCCCCUACCAUCCAAGCCAACGAGUUUGUCUACACCUUGUACCUGUCCUUGGAUCGCUUCUGGGAUGAAGAUGACCUGGCCAUCGACACCUUCAACAACACAAUGGCCAUCACACAUGGCAUGGACAUUGACCUGACUGAGAGGAUAACGCUUGAUGUACAAGACCAGAAGUACUGUCGCCCUGUCUGGGCCAUACUUUGGCUGGACUCUGAAGAUGUCAUUGAGGAGCCCUUGGAACUGAACAACUUCGCAGAGCAACAAGUCACUGUUGUCUGCCCUGAUGAUUUGUUCAGCCUUGCCUCCUUGACCCCCUUGCCCGACAAUGGACCAGUCCUGCUGGUGGAGGGAGUGGCAUCUCCAGUGCAGUUUGCUGUAAAAGUGGCCUGUGGCAUGGAGGACUGCAACAUCCCACCUUUGGAUCUGGGGGACAACUUUUUCUUUCAGGUUGAACUUGUAGAUGAGAGUUUAUCUACAGUUUCCAAUCUGACAACAAUAGAUGGAAGUUGGACAGAUGGCAUAAUCCAUCCUGCCAAUACUCUGGAAAGAGGAUUCAGUGGACUUGGUUCUACUGUUGACAUGAUCAUCUUGACAGAGUUGACUGUAGAAGUGGGAGACUGCUCGAGUGUAGACCACCUCCGUAUCACAGUGCAGCCUAGUCCAUCUCUUGGCCUAGUAGAUAACUCAAUGAGCAAUAACUUUCUACUGGUGCCAGUCAACUGUCAGCUAGACUCUGAGGAACCAGAUUCAAUUGUGACAGACUUCAGCUUCAUGGGCAGAGUUGACUACACCGAGGAUAAGACGUCCUUCAUUCCGUACACUUUGCAGGUGAAGAAUGCUGGACCUGAAGAAAUUCCCGCAUACAUGUUGGACUGGGACAUUUACCUGUCUGAAAAUCCAGUGAUUGACCAUGAGACAGAUAUGCGUCUUGAAUAUACAAAAACCUCAAUGCAAAUGGACGUCAUCCAAGAGGAAAUCAUGCCAGAGGCAACUGUGGACGUAUCUGACCAUGGAAAAGGCUUUAUCCUGCCUUCCAUACGUUGCGGCCGAUGGUAUGUGGGUGUCAUCGCCGGAGACACAAAGCCUGAAGAGGAGAAACUGUGGAGCAACAACAUCAAAGUUCAACCCAUAGAUAUCAGCUGUCCAAAUGAUGUGUACAGCAUUUCUGCAGCAAACUUCCAGCAAUCCACCUUCUACAUUUGGAAAGGAGCUCCAGCAAAUGUCACCUUUGACCUGACGGUGACAAACGUGGGCCCGAGUAACGUCCCGGCUUCUGUGGAACAAACCAACUUCGACAUAGGGGUGGCCCUGUCCAGUGAUGAGAAGUUGGACAGCCAGGAUUAUAUCCUUGAUACCAGCAUCCAGUUCAGUGGAGGUGAGAGGCUGCUGCAGUAUGCUACUCAACAGCAGGGGGAGUCGUUUGUGUUCCACAGCCUGUCAGCUGAGAUCACCAUCCCUGAAUCCUACUGUGAUGCUGCCAGGUUCCUUGUUGUGGUGGUGGUAUCUGAAAGUGACAGCAUCUUAGUUAAUAACCAUGCAGCACUGCAACUUCGCCCAAGCUGCUCUUGUGCCUCAGCUGACAUCCAGGCUGAUGCCAUCUCUGUGACAGGACCACUGACUCCCAACGUGGCUGUGGACUUCACUCUGAUGGGGAAAGUUCUGGUAAACCUCGGGGCAGCUGUCAAACCGUUUAACUACAAACUGUGGCUGUCCCUUGAUGAAGAGCUGGAUCCCCUGGAGGAUUUUGACCUCAAGUACCCCCUUCCCCACGGCCGCCCCUUCCCAUCAGCCCUCACAGAGACCGAGAACCGCCUGGACCUGAGCGGAAGAACAAGGACAGGUUCAGGAUUGCACAUUCCGUCAGAUGUAGACCGUAGGUACUGUGGCUGGGUUUACAUCAUUGCACAACUGGACUCCAACAACACAGCUCAUGAACUGGAUGAGAACAACAACAUUGCAGUGACUAAUGAACCAGUGGAGCUCACGUGUCCAGAAGAUGUGUUCAGUGUCUCUCUCCUGAAGUUCUACCCAUCCCAGCGGUACCUGUGGAACGGAGUCUUCACACCUGUCCAGGUGCAGGUGACAGUCACCUGUCACGCCGACAGCUGCCCCACAGCUGCAGACAGUUCUCACCACUUCAACUUGUCUGUGUUGGCAGCUUCAGAUGAAAUGGAAACAUACAGUGUUGCGCUAGACUGGGAAGGGUCUAUGACUUCAAAGCCAGAGGAUGCUCAGAUGGCAGAUUUUUCAGACCUCAGAUCAGUUGCUAUCACCCUGGAGGGAGGUCUGAAACUGGACACAGCUGACAGCGCCUGCAAACAGCUGAAACACCUGGGAGUACGGUUGUCCAGAGGGUCCAGUGCGGAGGUGGCAGACCUUGAUUUCACGGCUGUGCCAGAAAAUGAUGUGCAAUGGGUCCCGGCAGAGUUUGUGUGUGUCAGUGAUGGAACUAUUGACCUGAGCAUCACCAACUUUGGUCUGAGCGUGGCAGAGUACAGUUUCCAGUACCCAGCAGGCUUUGCCAUGAUGUUGGAGGUCCUCGUGACGGAGCAGAACCAUGUCAUCUCCAGUGUGUCAGGAGACCUGCGCAACUUUGACUUUGACUUGUUCCUGUCAGAUGACAGAACCCUGGACAUGGAUGACACCAUGAUCCACCACGACAAGACAUCAGUACUGUCCCAUCUCCAGGGUGGUCUGAGUGAUGGUGUGACUCUGGAUCUCGGCGGCUCCCUGCAGUUCAGCCAAGAAAGCUAUGCAACAUACUGUGGCAGGGAGAUGUAUCUUAUUGUCAAGGUUGACAGUAGGGAUAUCGACCCAACAGGCAGGCAGGAGGGACAGUUGGAUGAGACGUUUGAGGGAAACAACAUUGCCAGCACACCCAUAACUCUGGUUGAUUGCACAACCCUACUGGACCUGAGUGUGGAGGCAUUCUCAGUGUCAGACAGUAAUGUGGUAGCAGCAGGGUCUCCGCUCACCCUCAGUCUCUCAGUGGACAUCGUGUCAGUGGACAUAGCCAGUGUCUUCUCUACCAAGACUGACCAGGAACAAAAUUACAACUUCAGACUCAUCUUGUCACAGGACAAAGACCUCAACCCAACUGAUGAUGAACCAUCGUCCUGCCUGCUGUACCAACAGUCCGAGCUGAUGAUGAGGAUGGAUACAUGUGAGACUGAGUGUGCCGUGUCAGGAGACUACACCCAGUGUGUGCAGCAGUGUGUGGGACAGAUCUGGGCCACGUCUCACCACUGUCUCACAGAUCUGGCAAACGAUCCUGAUAUUCCUGAUCUAGUCCUCCCGUUCAGCACCCUUCAAAUUCCACAGCUGCAGGAAGAAGUCUUGUAUCCCUACAUCACCGACAACUUGGCCGUGAACAUGACAGGAAACUCCACCACUGUCAGCCACACCAUCACAUCAGGGGACACUGCACCAUUCCUGCUGCUGCCUCAUCGCGGUUAUGUCUGCAACAGAUACUGGCACCUUGGGGUCGAUGUCUUUGUAACAGAGGAAGCUGAAAUAAGAGAAACCUUCACACAAAAUAAUUGGGCAUUUCAGAGGAUCUACGUGUUCUGUCCAGCCGACAGUCUGUCCCUGUUGUCGGUACAUUUCAUGGGGGAGUUGGAGUAUAGCCGGAAGGUGUGGGCAGACGUCAGCUAUCCCAUCACCUACUCCAUCCUCCUGGGCAACCUCGGCAAGGACGACAUUCCCCCUGCUGCAGCACACCAGUCCAACUUCUACAUUGACCUUUACUUCUCAGAAGAUGAGUUCUUUAACGCUGAAGAAGAUAAAUGGUUGGGCACGUCUGACAGUGCUGCUGGGAUUGGUGCAGGCUUCGUCAAACAGAUUGGACCCAUGCCAGGAACUCUCCAGUUGACACUGGAGGAGUGUGAAGACUCCAAGAGGACAGCCAACGUGUUUGUGGUUGUCCGACCAAGCAUGGAUCUCCAGCUGGACUCCAUACCGGUCAACAAUUACAUCGGAACACCUGUCAGCCCCUACACGGUUUAUGGACUCUGUACAAUCCCAGGCCGUCUGGACCUGGGCAUCACCAGGUUUGAGCUGGUGGACGACCCUGUGAUCCACACCGGUCAGCCCAAGCCCUUCCUGCUGGAGGUGGAUCUACAGGUGGACGGUUAUGCCAGGCUGGUCCCAGCUGACCGGGACGACCCCAGGGACAUCAGCUGGGGCUUCAGAUUCGUGCUGCUCAGUAACAAGGAUCAAGACCCUUUCACAGAAGGCAUCAGACUGAACCAUAACUACAGCACAGAGAACAGGGACAUCCUCAGGCAGGGAGUGGCCAGUAAUGUCAUUCAUCAGUUCAACAGCCAUGGACUCACGGUACAGCAUGAAGAUUUUGGAGUGGAGCCGCUGUGUGGUGUAGCGUACCUGGCUGCCAUUGUGUGGCCACAGAAGCCCAACAUGGCCAGGAUUGACCCGGUCAGGAGCAAUGACUUCAUGACCAUCGAGGUCCUACUCAAAUGUGAUGGAGAUGUGCUGGGUAUGGAGAACUUCCAGGUACGUACAGUCCUGCCACAGACGUUCAUCGCUCCAGACGCACCAACGCUCAUCUCCUUCGACGCUGACCUCAUCAACCUCUCUCCUCACCCAAUCAUGGCUAACCUGAAGGAGGACAAUUUCAUCUUCAAGGCCUACCUGUCCGUAACCCCAACACUGGACCUCCACAGCUUUGACUACUGGGAUUUGCACCUGGAACUUCUGCCUUCCCCACAAGCCUACAGACAACCCAUGCAACACAAGGCCCCCAUGGUGGACAUCCAGGGACAGCUGAAUGGGGCCAUGAGGGAACAUGGGCACAUCAGGCUGAAGGACGUGGUGGGGUAUGUCACCUUGCCUGCAGAGGCCUGCGAUGCAGCACAGUACCUAAUGGUUGCAGUCCAUGCCCAACCUGCACUGCCUUAUACUGAAACCAUCUUUCAUAACAACUAUAUGGCAUAUCCCAUUGACCAAUUUACUGACCUCAAUUGUGCAGGUACCAGUGACCUAGUCAUUACAGAGUUCAGCCUUAGUGAUGAGGACAAUGUUGUUCAACAAGAACAGCCUGAAGAGAUCUCUAUUACUGUGUCCAGUGGAAGUUUCAGUGAUGAAGAUUACUCUCUGAAGUUCUACAUGUCAAAGGACAACGACUGGGACCCCAUUGACCAAGAAAUAGUCUACACGGAAGACAGCCAAACACUGACUGUUCCCAGCUACACUGACCAGCAGUACUGUGGCACGGCUUACCUGGUAGCAGUGGUGGAUGUAGAGAAUCGUGUGGAGGAGAGCAGUGAACACAACAACCAGGCAUCUCUGGAAAUACUCUACCAGUGUGCAGAAGAUUUGUUUGUACUGUCAGACGUCAGUAUAAACCCAACAGAGCAGAAAGUGUACUUCCUGGACCUCACCAACACCCUGUCUCUGGACUACACCGUGCACUACUUGGGGUCAGAGGCCGUAACUGGUAUUGCCACCCCAACCCCUCAACCUGCCACCACCGUCACAACACAGACAAAUACAACCUCCACUCCCUCACCACUCCCAAAGACAUUCAGUAUCAAGGUCUACCUACAUGACAGUGACGAUCUGCACCAGGGCAGGCCUGUGGAGAUCCCCACGUGGGGUGCAGUGUACCAGACAGGGUCAGCUUACGACAUGAGCAGGACUCUGGAGGGUGGAGAGACCAUUCGGCACUCACUGGAGAUGCCUUUUACACUGGACCAACACAUCUGUGAAGGGAACCCUACAAAGGCUAUAGUGAUGGUGGAGGAAGGAGAUCUGUUAGUCGGAGACAGUGAUGGAGUGACCUCAAACAACGUAGCCGUCCUGGACUUACCUCCUGGAACAUUGGACUGUUCCGGAAACUCCUUGGAUGUGAGUGUAGGACACUUUGAUCUACCUGUGGACAGUGUCAUUACCAUCAACCAGGCCAAGGACUUCUCACUCAGCAUCACUCUGGAUAUAAAAGGAAAUGGUGGCCAGGACGUGGAAACAGAGUACCACGCCCAACCAUGGAUGUGGGACUAUCUACUGAAGCCUGAGAUGGGAGCUCCAACCACAGCCCAGGGACUCAUUACAGGUUACCAACACAUCCUGGACAACCUAGAGCUGGCCAUCACCAUUUAUACUGAGGGCAGAGAUCCCAGAGACGAUACCCGCAUACCCUACCUUCUACAGACACAAAACUCACAGCUGUCAGAGGGACUCAAUGUCAUCAGCAUUGAUGAUGCACUACUCCUUGACGAGAAUUUUGUGCAGUACUGCACAGAGGAAGCCAAAGUUCUGGAAGUUCACAUGAAUCCCCACCAACUCCUGAGGGACGCCUUACCAGACAACAACAUACUGACCAUCAGUGGGAUAACACUGGAAGGAUGUGACAAUGUGGUUGAUUUUGCUGUGUCUACGUUUGACACGGGUGGUAGGACCAGCACCCUGACUGUUGAGACCCACCAGGAGUACACGGCCAUCAUCAGUGUACUGGUCACAGCUCCAGACCUUCUCCCUGCUGGUGAAGCUCCCUUCACUGUCGGCAUGCUGUUGUCUUGGGAUGACCAGCUGAGCUCUGAUGAUGUGAGCAUCCCCUUCACCCUGACGCCAGGGCAACAGACAAACCUGACCCAGGAUUUCACCUCCAGACGCCUGACACAUCUGGACUGGAUGGCAGACAAUCUGUACAUUCCACUCAACAUGCAGACAUUCCAGUACUGUUGGACCCGACCAUACAUUAUCCUACAAGUCACCAGCAAUGAGACUACAGAGGUCAACAUGGCCAACAACUACAAGGCCACUGACUUCUACUUUGAGUGUGGAAGAAGAGACAUGGAUGAAUGUAGGAGAAACCUACACAACUGUGACCUGACCAGGGAAAUCUGUAUCAACACCAAACACAGGUUUGACUGUGCGUGCAGGUCUGGCUACAGGGAGGACGCCAUCGGCCAGUGUGAAGACAUUGAUGAAUGUGCAGCUGUAGACAGUAGAGGAGACCCCACCCAUGGAUGCUCAGGUCUGGAGAACUUCCAGUGUGUGAAUGUCCCAGGAUCCUUCAACUGCUCAUGUGCACAGGGCUUUAUAGAGAUUGGUGACGCAUGUGUUGACAUUGAUGAGUGUGAGCUGGAUCCCUGUCAUGCCAUUGCGACCUGCACCAACACUGCUGGGAGUUAUAGUUGUCAGUGUCCUGACAUGUAUGAGGGGAACGGAAUCGGUGCGGAUGGCUGUAGAGAUGAGAAGAACUGUGACAAUCACCGUUGUCUGAAUGGAGGGGUGUGUGAGGAGCUGGAUCCAGGGUACCACUGCGUCUGUGCUGGGCCAUACUGGGGGGAGUACUGUCAGAAUGUUGAUGGAGGUUGGGGUGCUUGGAGCGACUGGAGCAACUGCUCAGCUGAUUGCAUGAUGGGAUACCAGACACGCAGCAGGCUCUGUGACAACCCAACACCGCGACACGGUGGGCGGGACUGCGACAGGCCGGCUCUCGCGGGAGUGGAGUACCAACAGUGUCAUGUUGGACCCUGCCCUGAGAGAGCCCGUGAUCCUUGCAACUUUGAGGACAACAUCUGUGGCCAUGUGGGUGGGGGAGGACUGUGCAGUGUGAAGACAGGAGAUGGAGUGAUGUUCCCCGUUAACACCACCUACCCAGUAUGUGACUGUAAGCCUGGGUACAGGUGGGAGGGGCAGGAAGGCAUGAAUGAAGUGGAAGGCUUCAUCAGGUGUACAGAUGUGGAUGAAUGUGCCAUGGGUACCGAUGACUGCCCAGCUGCAGAGACUGACUGUGUUAACACACGUGGUGGUUACACCUGUGUGUGCAAGGAAGGGUUCAUACCAGAUCCCGAUGACCCAACACAUUGUAUCGAUGUGAAUGAGUGUACAGCAACCUCGGAGUGGAUACCACCUACAACCACCCCUGCACCAACCACUUUGGCACCUACAACCACCACGGGACCAACCACCAGAGCACCUACAACCACCCAAGGAGCAACCACAGUAUCACCAUCCACUACUGCUGCUGUCAGCCAGGACCUGGCCACACCUUCUGUUGCCAUUACAACAGACAACAUGACAACAAAUGCUACAGUUAUGACUGCAAACAGCACGACAUCAUUCAACUGGACAUCCGUUGGCAUGACAACCAGUGGCACAACACCCGCUCCAUCAACAACAGCUGCCAUGACAACGGUUGUUACAACAACAACCAGCCCUCCGACAACCGACAUGACAACCAGAGGCACAACACCCGACCCUACAACCACUGCUGUGACCGACUACCCAACAGAUGCAAUGGGAAGUACAGGGAUGUCUGCCACAACAGCCUCAUUGCGCAUGACAACAUCAGUCAACACCUACUCAGUGACCAGCCGUGCUGACAUGACCAGCAUGCCUGCUGUUCCUGCUGUCCACAUGACAGCUGCCAUUCCUGCUGUCCACACGACAGCUGCCCCUGGUGACAGCACACUGGAUGACUGCACCAGCAGUGCCCAGUGUGUCAACACCCCAGGAAGCUACCAAUGUAGGUGUGAGGAGGGAUACUGGAGUGUUGGCAAAGGCACACAAGUGGAAUGCAAAGUGUCGACUCUCUUGCCAUAUGGACCAGAUGCUGGUGAUGUCCAGCUCAACAAAACAAGUCCUAGACCACAGGCAACCUCUCCACUCAUCCCAGUGCCAGGGGGCGUCCCACUGUAUGAUGGAAGGAAUCAUCUUUAUGCUUAUGUGAGUGAGAACGGCUUCAUCGGGGUGACUGAUAGUGGCAUCAGGCCGGCCAUGCCCUUCGCCCCCCACCCUGCUGCUGUGGGAAUAUUAGCUGUUUACUGGUCAGACGUACGCUUCCAUAACAUUCCUGCCACGACGGAAAACCCUCCUAAGGUGUGGUACAGAGCUUACACCCAGAGGGAAGCAGCUCCAGAUCUUUUUAACGCUGUGGAACAGCGGGUUAGAGACUACAGCUCAGAUGAUGAUGACUACAUGGCCUCAUUUGUAUUGGUCGCAACUUGGGAGAACGUUCGCCCCCCUUGGAGGGCAGACCAGACAAGCACGUUCCAGGCCGUACUGACCACUGAUGGCAGCUACAGCUAUGCUCUGUACCUGUAUGAGAGAGAAGCUAUGGGCUGGAACCCACGGCAAUACUAUGCCUUAUCUGACAUCCAUGCAGCAGGAGACAGGAUGGUGAGGGUGGGGUACUCUGUAAAGAUGGAGGACAACAACAGGGAAGAGUGGGAGGUGACAUCUGCCACUUGGGAUGGGGACAUCAACGGAGUCAAUGUCUUCAGAAUGGACACAUGGCAAAGCUCAACAAUUCCUGAAGAUAUUCCAGGGAUGGUGUUCUACAGGGUUGGUGCCAAUGACAUGGAAGAUGUCUCUAAGGCUAAACAGUGCAUGGACUGGUACAAGGCUGCAGAGUCCUCUGCAGAGUUUGGAGCAGAUCUGCUGGACACCUGUCCCCCCACCAUGGCUCAUGUCAGACUGGAGACAGAGCUGUGGAAGGCCAACUACAUGUUUGUGGAGUACAGGUACAACUGCUGCAAGAGACACCUGGACAACCAUUUGGGAGCAAACAUCCGAUGUUGCUAUGAUACUGAGGUUGAGGGAAACCCACUGGUCACUGAGGACUAUAUUUCAGCUGGACACGUCAUCAAGACAGCUAAUGAGGACAGGGACUGGGAUGCCCGUGGCUGGUGCUGUAACGUAGAGACUCCGAAUGAGUUCUGUCAUCUCUACCACAAGAAACGACCACCUGCAAGUUCAAGGAAGUACAGGCCAACAAUGCAAGCCACCAUGUUUGGUGACCCCCACUUCAUCUCCAUGGACCAGCGAACAUUCACGUUUAACGGCCACGGAGAGUAUGUCCUGGCUCGAACCCUCUCUGGCUGGUCACUCACCAACGGUGGGGAGUUCAUGCUGCAGGCACGCACGGCCCCAGCACCGGGCGCCACGGGGGCCACCAUACUCACAGCCAUAGCAGGGCGUGAAGGCUCAGCAGACAGCCCGUCCAUACAGGUGUACCUGCACAGCGAUGGAGAACAGCUGGUUGUGAGAAACGGCACAGACAACAUCACGGAGAGUCAGACUACUCCUCAUGGGUCUGUCCUCGUCACAGCAGGUUCCCAAAUUGUUGAUGUUUUGGCCCAGUUCCCCUCCGGCAUGUAUUUCCACGUGUCCACAAGGUCGGCCAUGUUGUUCUUCACUGUGGGCAUGCCCAGUAGCUUCCAGGGGUACCUGGAGGGCAUCAUGGGUAAUUUUGAUGGAGAUGAUGGCGAUGAUUUCAGGCUAUCAGAUGGUACUGUCCUUGGUGCUGAUGCCACAGAGCAAAACAUUUUCGACUUCGGCAAGUCAUGGUCCCUAAGAACAGUUAGCCAGGCGGAUGGUGUCCCAGUGGAAGACUUCACCCUGUUUGACUGGUAUGAUGGCAGUACUGCAGCUGACUAUGGGGAUGACCAGUACCAACCCAGGCUGAUGUCAGAUGUAAGUUUGGACGACCCAGCCCACAUGGCUGUGUGCAGGAAGGCUGACGGCACUGUGAGUCAGGAGUGCAUGUAUGACAUCGCUGUGACUGGUGAUGUGGAGGUUGGACAGGCUACACUAUGGGCACAGGACCAAUACUGGGGCAGGGAGAAUGCUACUAGUAAUUUUGCGCCGACCAUCAUUGCCCCAACUGAGAUCCAUGCAGAAGUUGGAUAUCCUGUCAGUCUCACCAUUGAGGUGUCAGAUCCAAACCCAGGGGAUGUCCUCAACAUUACAGUGGAGGUUAGUAAUUUUGCGCCGACCAUCAUUGCCCCAACUGAGAUCCAUGCAGAAGUUGGAUAUCCUGUCAGUCUCACCAUUGAGGUGUCAGAUCCAAACCCAGGGGAUGUCCUCAACAUUACAGUGGAGGGAGGAGAAUUUACAAGCUUCCUCUACACUGAAGAUGGCACCGUUAGAGCAACGUUUACUUGGACCCCAACUGUGUAUGAUCUACAGGCUGCUACGACUAUCCGAUUUAAAGCUGUGGACGACAAAGGAGCCGUGACGGUAGCUAGUCCCCAGACCAUCCUCUGCUACUGCAGCGGUUACGGCACAUGUGACUACAGCAGCCUGAGCUACAGACAGUUCAUGUUCGGCCAGGCAGUCUGCUUCUGCAAACCAGCAUUCAUCGGGGACAUGUGUGAGCAGCAGAUCGACAUGUGCCAGUUCCAACCCUGUUAUCCAGGAGGGCGCUGCAUCCCUGACCCCAACGGAGAUGCCGGGUACAUCUGUAACAACCAGUGUCCAGAGGGGCUGACUGGAGAUGGGCAGAACUGUGAAGAUCGAGAUGAGUGUCUGGAGGUAGACAGUGAAACUGGCCAGCCCACCCACGGUUGUGAGCAGGACUGUGUCAACUACCCAGGGAGCUAUGCUUGCACCUGUCAGGAAGGCUACAGGAUUGCUGGAGACAGCCGCAACAGAUGUGAAAAUAUAAAUGAAUGUGAAAGCCCAGACCUGUACACCUGUCCGGCUCACCUGGUCUGUGUGGACACCACACCUGGCUACAGGUGCGGCUGUGGAUCUGGCCAUCACAUGGACCGCUACGGCAGAUGUGUAGACACUGAUGAGUGCCUUGUGGACAAUGGUGGGUGCCAGAAGCUCUGUGUCAACACUGCUGGCAGCUACCACUGUGAAUGCGGGGGUGACUAUGUCUUGGCAGAGGAUGGAAUGGCCUGCAUAGACACCAACCCUUGUGAGGGGCAGAACGAGUGUAACCAGACCUGUGUGGAUAAGCAAGGCUGGCACCACUGUGACUGUCUGGAACCUUACCACCUCCUGGGAGAUGGGGUAACUUGUGCUGCCAAUGAGACAUGUAAUUCACAAUGGUGCACUCCCAAGGAUGUUGCUAUUUGCUCCAAAAUUGAUGAAGCAUUUUGGUGCCACUGCCCCAGAGGAUACAGGAAGCAAAACAACAAUUGUGAAGACAUCAAUGAGUGUAUUGAAGGCACCAGUCGGUGCAGCCAGAGAUGUGUGAACCAGCCGGGAUAUUACACCUGUGAGUGUGUGGCUGGGUACAGGCUGGCUGCUGAUGGAAGGACCUGCCUUGAGGUUGAUGAGUGUGAGGACAACAACGGAGGCUGUGAAGACAUAUGUGAGAACUAUCCUGGCGGCUUCCGCUGUGCCUGCGGCCCGGGCUAUGACAUGACACCCACCGACUACACACCCAGCUAUGAGCCUGCUCCUACCGGACUGUGCCAUGAUGUGGAUGAAUGCCUUUACAACAUGCACAUGUGUGGUCCGCAUGCCACGUGCACCAACACGAUUGGCAGCUACACCUGCAGCUGCGAAGCUGGCUUCCAGCUGCAGUCGGAUGGUGUCACCUGCUUAGAUAUAAAUGAGUGUGCAUCUGACAAUGGGCAGUGUACUGACCUGUGUGUGAACCAGGAGGGGAGUUACCGCUGUGCCUGUAGAACUGACAGCAAGCUCAAACCCAACGGAAAGGAAUGUGAAGAUAUUGAUGAGUGCACCUCUGUAUGGAUGAACCGAUGCCGCAGUACUGCUGUGUGUGUGGACAAGGUUCGGGGAUACGACUGCCACUGUACUGAAGGCUACAGGCCUUAUAGUGACAGAACUGGAUGCAACUCUGUGGUGUGGUGCCCUGCUGACUGGGAGGCUAGGUGUGACUACAGGUGUCUGAUGCUCCCUACACGCGACCCAGCAGCCCCUCCUAAGAGGUGCACAACAACAACGACUUCAGCACCCCCUGUUGGAACAACAAUCGCUCCAACAACAACUGCAACAACAACAACAACAACUGCAACAACAACAAAGGCACCAACAACAGCUUACCUGCGCAGCACAACAGCACCAAUGACAGCUUAUAUGAACAGCACAACAACACCACAAUCAACUCCCCAGGACAGCACAACAGAACUCCCAUCAACUUCUGUGGACAGCACAACAGCACUGCAAUCAACCUCUGUGGACAGCACAACCUCUCCAUCAACAUCCUCACAGGAAAAUACAACAGCACCAACAAUGUCAGCACCAACCAUGGCAGCACCAACCAUGGCAGCACCAACAAUGGCAGCACCAACAAUGGCAGCACCAACAAUGGCAGCACCAACAAUGGCAGCAAGAACAACAGCUUCUAUGAACAGCACCACUACAAACCUCACUACAAGCACAGCCGUGACUACAGCUACCCAGGCACCUCCAGCUGUACUGAUGACUACAGAAUGUGUGGAGGAUGAGGGUCAGUAUGUCAACGUACCAACAUGUGUCUGCCAGCGGGGGAAACAGUUGGCUGCAGAUGGGAGAAGUUGUGAAGAUGUUGAUGAAUGUGCCCAGUCCCCGCCGGUCUGUGGUGACCCCUCCGUCACUCAUGCCAUGUGUGAGAACAAGCCUGGGUACUACCUGUGUCACUGCCAGCCUGGAUGGGUCAUGGAUGUGGACAGGAAGGCAUGCACACUAAGCUCCGGUGGUUGGGGACCGUGGUCUGACUGGGGGCCGUGCAGUAAGACAUGUGACCUGGGCCUGAAGACCAGAACCAGAAUAUGUGACAACCCUGAGCCCAGCUUUGGCCAGCCACCCUGCCAGGGCAGCAGCACUGAUGUGCAGAUGUGUGCUGCAAAUAACUGCCAACUUGAUUCCACUGAAAAGGAGAACGCUGUUUUCCUGAAGCUGAAGGACAUGCCUGCUGAAGAGUACCCUAUGGUGGAAGCAGCACUUAGGGCAAAGGUAGCCAACCUGGUGAACAGUUACUGCAGAGGGAGGGGUGCAUUCCCCAUAUGUUGUCCUGAGGCUUUGGAAGACCAAGGACCCAACCGUGGAGACAUUGUUGGUGUGAAUGACAUCACCUUCAUACCUGGCACACCAAGGGUGGUGGACAAGGACAAGAAUUUGGAGGUUGGCAUCAUUGUCCACAUCCCCCAGCAGAAUGACCUUUGCACUCCGUCUGACCUUGCCAUGAGGUUGCGUCACCGGGAACUGUCCGGGCGGCUGAACAGGACCCUGACCGGCUUCAACCUGUUUGAGAGAGAUGAACUGAAGAUGGCUCUGCAGAGGGGCAAGACUGAUGUGGAAAAUGUUGUUGGCUAUACUCCAUAUGACCUGCUGGCCAAGCCGACUGUUUCUGUGUCCGGUACCCCAGGCUGGGCCAUAGCUGUGAUCGCACUGGGCAUCCUCCUCAUGCUGAUACUCAUCCUGAUAGCUGUGCUCUACACCUUCCGCUGGAAGCCCAAGGCAGCAGUGGAGCCAGAUACUGGAGAAAGCCAUGCCUAAACUACAUCCAGAGGCCUCAUAAGAACAUGUUUUUGAAUUGCAACAUCACAAUACUGUGUCAUAAGAUCUAGAACAUCUGAGUUAUAUUAGUAGAUUGAUUUGAGUUAACAUUAAAUCUAAAUUCCUUUCUUUUUUCUCAUGAUAUGGAUUGGCCACAGAGAUCAAACUUCCCACAGAAACAAAGAAACAGCACGAAAAGCAUUCAAGUUGGUUAAAAAGAGAAAACUCACUAUUGAAAACCUUUAGCAAUCAGAAUUGUACUGGUUCACUGGUAACUCAGAUGGCAAAGGGUUAACCAAAUUUUCUGCUAACAGUAACAGUUUUUAGAUUAAUAUUCUUUUUUACAGUCCGUCUUUGUGGUAUCAGCUGCUCGAGUGAUGCACAAAACAUUGGAUACUUCUGUGGGAAUUUUGACCUGUGAUAUGUGCACCUGGCAUUAUCCUGUGGUUACUAGGUCUCUCCUGAACCGAAUUCCACUAUAGGUAAUUGCCAGUGCACUGGGGACGGUACAAGUUACAGGUUUAAUUUACAGUAGUUUGUAGUUAUCUUGGUUGCUGAAACUGUGGCUACUAGGUCCCAUCAGCUUUUGUAACAUUAAAUCAGAUGUAAAGCCACACCAAUUUAAUCAAUAAAUUGGUUCUUGGAUUUUCCUUCUAAAUUUUUUUUUUGGAUUAUUUGCAAAAAAAAAUAGGAUUUAAGUUCUGAAUUAACUAAAAAAUGCUCAUGUGUUGCCCCACCAGUAGAGGAAAGUCGGACUCCAAGUCUUUCUAGUUGUAAUAGUUUUUCCAUGUAAUAAUUUAGUGCUUUUAUUAAAAGUUCAGAAUUCAUACUUUGUUUUAAUUAUGAACCAGCCAAGUAUAUUGACGUCUUGGCUCGUAGCAUUUGGGGCUAUCAAAGGAUGCCUAAGCCUGUUUUUAUUCUUUUUUCGCCGUUGA